CUUCUCAAAGACCGACGCAGACGAGGCCUAAGCGGGCAAGGGAGUCCGAGAGCGAUGGACAGGCUGGCAGAGAACAUCGCUUCGAUCCGAGAGGCGCGGCUUGCCAUCCUCGACGGCGGCUUUGCGACGCACCUCGAGGAUGCAUACGGCCAGGACCUGUCGGGCAGGCUCUGGUCUGCAUCGCUGCUCCUCGACAACAAAGAGCGGUGCGACGGCCCCUCGUCCACUUCUUCCUCGGGUGCGACAACAAAGAGAGCCAGUGGGAAGGAGCUGAUCAAGGCUACGCACCGCGAUUUCAUCAAGGCGGGCGCCGACAUCAUCCUGACUUCUACCUACCAGGCAUCGAGGCUGGCCUUUGAGCUGGCGGGCUACUCGGACAAGCUGGCAGAUGAGCUUCUCGUCCAGUCGGUCGGGCUGGCCGCGCAGGUUCGCAGCGAGGAUGAGCGUGGACAGGGGCGAAAGAGGACGCUCGUGGGGCUCAGCCUUGGGCCGUUUGGUGCGGCGCUGGCCAAUGGAUCUGAGUAUACGGGCGACUACUUUCUUCCCACGAAACAAUCUCCAAAGAGUGGCCCUACGCCGUCGUUGCUCGACCUCGAGCAGUUCCACCUGCAGAGACUGCAGACAAUCUUUGGUUCAGCCCAGGCAGAAGCCGUCGAUGUCGUGGCAUUCGAGACGAUUCCGCGCCUCGACGAGGCCAUUGCAGCUCGCAGGGCGACGUCAAAGAUUCGAGCAAAGAUGGGCGAGGGCGUCAUAGUCUACGCUUCCUUUGUCUUUCCAGAUGGGACCAGGCUGCCCUAUCCCCCGCUAGCUCAGACGGACGCGAGACAGCAGGAUCAUUUCGCAGACCUUCUCGCGGCCACCUUGGGCAAGCAACCAGACGAGUCCGAAGCAGGCGCGCCGCUGGACGGCAUCGGCAUCAACUGCACAAAACCAUACUACAUCCGACCGCUCGUGCAAAGCUUGACAGACGCUGUCACGAAGCUGCAAGAGCAAGGUGUGAUCCGGAAGCAACCGUACCUGUUUCUCUAUCCGGAUGGGGGUCUUGUCUGGGAUGGGCAAGCGAGAAAAUGGAGGCCAGCUGCGAACGGGCCGUCGAACAACGAUGUCGAUCGUGGAGGAUGGGCAUCGCAAUUGGUAAACGUGGCCAACGACGUUCUUCGAAUGUCAACUCCCGAGGAUCAAGAAGCUACAGGGAGAGGUUUGGGCUGGAAGGCAGUCAUUCUUGGGGGCUGUUGCAAGGCCUCGGUGUCCGACAUCGCUUCACUCCGGAAUUUGACAGAUUAAAGCCACUGGAGAGAUCAGGAAGACUGCUCUCCAUCACUCCACGCUCCUCGGCCUCGUUUGAGUUUGAAAGGCUUGGCGGGAAGAGCCUUGUUCGGCCAUUCAUCACACUGCAUGCAUGACCCAGGGCCACAAGUGUUCAGGUACGGUCUGACGGGAGAUCGGCUUGAGGGAACGUGCGCACGUUGCAGCAAG
Molecule: messenger RNA, 1476 nt
Organism: Acaromyces ingoldii
Lineage: Eukaryota; Fungi; Basidiomycota; Exobasidiomycetes; Exobasidiales; Cryptobasidiaceae
Product: Homocysteine S-methyltransferase
Exons: 4
Coding region: 55-1284 (409 amino acids)
Biological process (GO): S-methylmethionine cycle
Molecular function (GO): S-adenosylmethionine-homocysteine S-methyltransferase activity
Source: RefSeq, a predicted model, not a curated record